UUGCAGGUACGAAAGUGGAUUGGACGCUCCGAAGAGUCCAGUGUGUAUCUAGCGAAUGACAUUUCUGCAAUUACAGCAUGGAAAAGUUAAUUCAGGAUCCAAUGCUGUCUUGAACGACUGAGGAAUUGGACAUACACACACGUGACAUUAUUUGAGACAAGUUGAGAUGCCAAAUGGAUGGAAUCUGCAUGAAGAGCAUGUGAUGGGAAAUUCCAAUGCGCUUCGGAGACACAUAGGCUCCUUCCUACUGGCCACGGAGACGCCCACGCUUCCUCGUCAACCUUUGCGAUCAUCUUCUACGGACUACCUCAGUUCAUCACAGAGGGAUUUUUACGCGCCCGCGCCAUACCGAAACGCAAGCGGUCCCAAGCGCCGGAUUGUCCAUGACGGUUUGCCGUUUUUGCGAUGCUCACUCCACUUGCGUUGCGGACACUGCUCGUUCAGAGGGAGCGGCAAUAUCAAUAUCGGCUUGUCGAUGUGUCUAUCUACCAGGAUUGAAGGGAUGACGGAGGAGACGCUUAUGGGACAGCGUAUGUGGCGUCUGACUAUACGGUGCUUACGGAGCCUUGCAGAAUUUCUACGGACAGCAGAGAAAGGUAGCGAGCUGGUGCGACUGGUGGAUGAGGGGGAUGACUGUAUGGGAAAAACAUGAUGAGGACGGUACAGACUGUGGGUAUGUUCUCUCACUACCCCUAACCCCCUCGGUCCAAUUACCAGCCGCGCUGGAUAUUACCCCCUCGAAUCGAUUAACGUGCGUCCAUGAGUGCGCGCAGGGGCAGCAAUGCGGGCACAUGCAUUGUAGGGACGUGAUUGG
Molecule: messenger RNA, 814 nt
Organism: Westerdykella ornata
Lineage: Eukaryota; Fungi; Ascomycota; Dothideomycetes; Pleosporales; Sporormiaceae
Exons: 1
Coding region: 167-652 (161 amino acids)
Source: RefSeq, a predicted model, not a curated record